Molecule: messenger RNA, 1402 nt
Organism: Homalodisca vitripennis (glassy-winged sharpshooter)
Lineage: Eukaryota; Metazoa; Arthropoda; Insecta; Hemiptera; Cicadellidae
Product: ankyrin repeat and MYND domain-containing protein 2
Exons: 6
Coding region: 56-1156 (366 amino acids)
Molecular function (GO): protein binding
Source: RefSeq, a predicted model, not a curated record
AUCAAUCACAGAUGGUGCUGGUCCUGGUACAUGGUUAGGUUAGAGUUUGAUAUUGAUGGAGAGAACUAAAAUGGCUCCUUCUGAGAAAGUUGAUGAAGACGAAAAGAAAAUUUUCGAUUGUAUAGCAAAAAAUAAUAUUGUAGAGUUUAAAGCACUUAUACAUACUAUACAUGGAGAUAUAUUUGAUGAACAUGGCAUGACCCCCUUGCAACAUGCUGCAUAUAAAGGCAAUAAAGAAAUAGUCCAGCUGCUACUUGAUCAGGGAGCUGAUGUGAACUCAGGUCGACACAAGCAUGGGUACAGUGCCCUACAUUUUGGAGUGCUCUCUGGCAACACAGAUGUGUGUGAACUGUUGCUGACUGCUGGAGCAAAGACCCAUGCCACUAACUCUGUUGGGAAAACACCGAUGGAGAUGGCUGCAUUUGUCGGGAACCACAUGUGUGUGGCAAUCAUCAACAACUUCGUCCCACGGGUAGAGGUGGAUUACUUUACAGUCCCACAGGGCCUAGAGAGUGAACCCAAGCUGCCGCCCAGUCUGGCCGGACAUGUACACAAGUUUGCCAUGCAGUUCAACAUGAACCCGGUGAGAAUAGCCCUGAACCUUCAACCGAACCUCGUGGCUGCCCUGGACACCCUACGUAAUGUUCUUACCCUUAUGAGUGACCGACAAAUGCGAAGGAAGGAGACCAAUGAGCUGAUGGCUUUCAAACUUCAUUACCUCGCCAACGUUGUGGCAGAAGUUGCCAAAUGCAGGCAAGUAGAACGAGAGAAGCCCUCUGAUCCUGUGGAAGCGUUUGCACGCAAAGUAUUGCGCAGUGUACGCGGACGUGAAUACACAGAGAGGUUCAUACGUGACUGUGUCCGGGAGUUUCCCCACAGAGAAUGCACCAUAUUCAGACAAUUGGUGACAGUAUUGGCCAAGUCAGAUUCACCGCCCGCGUUGGACGCCGUAAGCCUUGUCAUCUGCCCCCGCCUCUUCCCCGAGGGCGAGUCUGUCGAGUGCGCCACCUGUGGUCAGGAACCGGCCAUCAAGAAGUGCUCCAAGUGUCGCGCGACACAGUACUGUGACCGAGAAUGUCAGAGACUCCAUUGGUUCGUCCACAAGAAAGAAUGUGGGAGAAUACCGACUGUGUCUGCCAAGGAGGAUGAGAAAUAAUGGAGUCAGUGUUCACCUGUAGUCAUUUUAAAUUUUUUCUUUUCUAUGUCAAUUUUUUUACAUGUCACUUUUUUAUUUUUUUUAAGUGGACUAAAGUUGACAACAAUCUUUGUUACUGAUGUUAUGGUGCUUUUAAUUUGUAUAUUUUAAAAUUAAAGACGAGCAACUAAAAUGACUCGUCAAUCUUUUGUAAAAUUACUCAUUAUAAACAUGACUUGGAAUAUAUUUUCUUUAUUAAUGUUGCAA